AAUGUUGAAUCCGUGAUGUUCUGUGAAGUUCAGAUUGAAAUGGCUGUCAUGGAGGCACUUCUGAAGUUUUCUAGCACCGGUACAUUACUGGGUGCUUUGCUGUUGUUACUGGUUAUUUAUCUGCUGUGUUCUGACUCCAAAUAUCAGAAAGAAGGUAAAGAACCACCCGGACCCAAACCACUUCCACUGCUGGGGAACCUGCUGAUGCUCGACCUUAAAAGACCCUUUGACAGUCUCUGUGAGCUGUCUAAAACUUACGGAAAUGUGUUUCAAGUGUUUUUUGGUCCCAAUAAAGUUGUGGUCUUGGCUGGAUACAAAACAGUUAAAGAAGCGCUUGUGAACCGAGCGGAAGAGUUUGGGGACCGUGAUAUUGCUCCCGCUUUUAAAUUACUUAGUGGAGGACAUGGGAUCCUGUUUGCCAAUGGAGAGAGCUGGAAAGAGAUGAGACGCUUCGCCCUCACUAACCUGCGGGAUUUCGGGAUGGGCACGAGAGGAAGUGAAGAGAAAAUCAUAGAGGAAAUUCAAUAUCUGAAAGAAGAGUUCCUGAAGUUUGAUGGAGAAGCCUUCGAUACAACUCAACCUGUGAACCACGCUGCAUCAAACAUCAUCUCAUCUAUUGUGUACGGCAACAGAUUUGAAUACACUGAUCCUCGAUUCAAAGAAAUGGUCAAAAUUGCGAACAAGACAGUACAGAUCGGUGGAUCAGCUUCCAUACGACUUUAUAACAUGUUUCCGUGGCUGGGCCCGUUCCUGAAAAACAAAAGGAUAUUUCUAAGAAAUGCUCUAAAAGCAAAAGAAGAAAUAACACCGUUGAUCACGAAGCUACAGGAGACUCUGAAUCCACUCGACAGCAGAGGACUUAUCGACUCCUUUCUCAUCCGCAAACAAAGCUACGAGAAAUCCGGCAAGGACUCACAUUUCCAUCUGGAGAAUCUUUUCACAACUGUGAUGAAUCUGUUUGCAGCUGGCACUGACACCACAGGAACAACUCUGAGAUGGGGUUUGAUGUUCAUGGCCAAAUAUCCUCAUAUCCAAGAUCGAGUUCAGGAGGAGAUUGACAGAGUGAUCGGUGGGCGUCAGCCGAUGCUGGACGACAGAAAGAAUCUGCCGUACACAGAUGCUGUGAUCCAUGAAACCCAGAGACUGGCGGAUAUAGCGCCUAUGAGUCUCCCCCACUCAACCAGCUGUGAUGUUCACUUCGAUGGAUAUUUCAUCAAGAAAGGUACCACUGUGGUUACUGUGUUGACGUCUGUAUUAAAGGAUGAAAGUGUUUGGGAGAAACCGCACAGCUUUUACCCAGAACACUUCCUUGAUGAAAAGGAACAGUUUGUCAAAAGAGAUGCUUUCAUGCCCUUUUCUGCAGGACGCAGGGGGUGUUUAGGAGAGAGUUUGGCCAGGAUGGAGAUCUUUCUCUUCUUCGCGUCUCUUGUUCAGAACUUUUGCUUCACUCCUCCUCCUGGAGUGUCUGGAGAUGAUCUGGAACUUAAAGGAAUCGUUGGAAUCACAUUGAAUCCGUACCCACACAAGCUGUGUGCCAUCAAACGCUCCUGAUCUAAAAGAAAACAUAAAGUACUUCAACUUGUUUAAAUAACAGACAGAAUCAUUUUAACAGUUAAUUUUGUAUUUAGUAAAAAAAGUAAAUUAUGGAAAAUAAGUCAUGUGCGAUCAAACUUGCGCUUUCAGUUCGCAUUUUGUUUGUUCAGAUAUUUUUGAUGCUGUAAAUGUAAUUCUAAAGAUGCGAACGAUCAAUUAAUGAAAUAAUUUGAUCAUGAAAAAAUCAAGCAGAUAUUUGAAGCAUUUUCUGCUGUUGGUGAAUUUGGUAAUAAAUAUUAAUAAUUAUAUCAAAAACACAUUUUAUGAAUGCAUUCAGAAUUUUGUCCCACCAGAAGACUGCAAAUAAUCUACACCUCUGCCUAUACAGACUUUAUUACUCACGCAUGUUUUGACUCGCAGAAUCUUUGCCAAAACAUAUAUAAAUAAAAUGAUAUGUUAUUCAUAGAAAUUAUAUACAAAUAUGUAAAAUAAUAGUACAUGGUCAUGCAGAACUCAACAACGACAUUCUGACGUCUGUCAUAACCUCUAAAUGUACAUACCACACUGCUUAUUCGGUUACUACAAGCAAUGUACGGUUAAAUUGCUGAGAUUUUACUUACAAGUUAAAGUACUGUUGUUUAAAAAGUAAUUGAUUAAAAGUAAAAACUAGUUACUCAUGUUGGAUUACAAAUUUUA
Molecule: messenger RNA, 2229 nt
Organism: Triplophysa dalaica
Lineage: Eukaryota; Metazoa; Chordata; Actinopteri; Cypriniformes; Nemacheilidae
Product: cytochrome P450 2K1-like
Exons: 9
Coding region: 16-1551 (511 amino acids)
Biological process (GO): xenobiotic metabolic process
Cellular component (GO): cytoplasm; intracellular membrane-bounded organelle
Molecular function (GO): iron ion binding; oxidoreductase activity, acting on paired donors, with incorporation or reduction of molecular oxygen, reduced flavin or flavoprotein as one donor, and incorporation of one atom of oxygen; heme binding
Source: RefSeq, a predicted model, not a curated record